ACAGUUGUCAUUCUAUUUUGUGCUCUCGAUUGCUUCGGCCGUGGCGUUGUUUAACUUAAUUUAAAAAGAAAUAAAGAAAAACAAAAUAUAAUUAGCUCGCAUACAAUUUAUAUUAUAUAUUUAUAAUAACAAAAUAAUUUCAAAUAAAUCAUUUGUAUGAAUAAAGCUUAAUGAAAUACAAAAAAGUUCAUUAGCCCGGCCAAAGCAAAAAAAGAAAAAAUUGCAUACACAAAGUGUGAGUGAAUAGGAAGCGAAAAGUGAAAAAUCGAUCGAUUAGGCUUGUGACCGACCAUCUAACCAACAAAAAGUUAGUGUAGAAAAAUUAUUCAAAAGCGACGAGUGUUAAUAAACGAAUAUAAUAAGAAAAAAGAAAAUAAUUAGAACAGUGCCGGGUGUUAACGUUUAUCAGUUUUGAUUCAUUUAACAAAAUUUGUAUAAUUAACACAAAAUAGCUCAAAUAUAAUACAAACAUAUACUAAAAAGUGUUGAAAAGUCAAAUAACAACAACUACAAAAAUAGCAAACAUUUUACCAACAAUGCAGCAAUAAAACAAAAGAAGAAUAGAAAAACAAAAAACGCACAUAUUGCACUAACAUUUAAUUGUAUACAAAAAAAAUAACGACAUAUUGUUGUUUGUUUUUGUAGUUUUUUUAAUAGGCGCCAAGCAUCACACCCUUCAACCCGACCGUCCAUCAUCAUCGAUUCAUUAUAAACACGACACUUCAAACAAAACACAAAAAAUAAAUCAAUUAUAUCCCUUAAAAAAAUACAACAAAAAGAGAAAGGGAAAGAUUUUCUUGUUUGUUUACAUAAAAAGACAAGUGCAGCCGUCAUUGCCUGCCUGCCUGUUUUCUGUUCUGUUUUGAGUGCAUCAUAUUUAAAUUAAAAUCGUAUAGUAUUUUUAACGAUAAUUACAAAAUAGAUCUCUAAAAUACUCCUAUAAUUACUUAUUGCAACUAUAACGGCCAUAGAAUACAGAAAUUUCUGCUGCUGCUACACUUAAUAAGAGUUUGUCGUAAUAAAAAGAAAGUAUAAAGGUGCUUUUUUAUACAUUUGACUCAACAAUUGUGAAUAAUUGCAUUUAAACAAUUAAUUAAACAAACAAACAAACAAACAAAAAAACAAUAAAUAAAAACAACCUAUAAAAAGCAAUUACGCAUUAAAACAAAACGAAGAAAUUGCCCUGAAUAAAUAAAUGUCUAAUGCUGUCAUUGUAAAAGUUAAAUCUCUGUAUAAACAACAUACUUAAGACUCCCUGAAACGGGAGAACAUCAUCAAGAUUAAUAACAACAACAACGAACACAACACAGCUGCAACUGUAAAAGCAACAAUAAUAACUUUUUAAAUUAAAUUAUUUAUUUCGUCAUGAAUUCAAGCACAAAACAUUUACUUCAUUGUACUCUAUUGCUAGUGGUCAUAGUAGCAUUUGAAAUUUUCUCUGGUGGCAUAAAAAUCGAUGAAAAUUCCUUUACAGUUUUGGACCCUUGGGCGGCAUAUGGCCAAUUAGCUACCAUUUUAUUAUAUCUAUUACGUUUCCUAACGUUCCUUACACUGCCGCAAGUAUUAUUCAAUUUUUGCGGUUUAGUCUUUUACAAUGCUUUUCCCGAAAAAGUUGUUCUCAAAGGUAGUCCCCUGCUAGCGCCGUUCAUGUGCAUACGUGUUGUGACACGAGGAGAUUUUCCCGAGUUGGUCAAGACCAAUGUACUGAGAAAUAUGAAUACAUGUCUUGACACUGGUUUGGAAAAUUUCCUUAUUGAAGUUGUUACAGAUAAGGCGGUAAAUUUAUCACAUCAUCGUCGUAUACGUGAAAUUGUAGUGCCUAAAGAGUAUAAAACCCGAACAGGAGCCUUAUUUAAAUCACGCGCUUUACAAUAUUGUCUAGAGGAUAAUGUAAAUGUUUUAAAUGACAAUGAUUGGAUUGUACAUUUAGAUGAGGAAACUUUACUAACAGAGAAUUCAGUGCGUGGUAUUAUUAAUUUUGUCUUAGAUGGUAAACAUCCAUUUGGACAGGGUUUAAUAACAUAUGCCAAUGAAAAUGUAGUCAAUUGGCUGACGACAUUGGCCGACAGUUUCCGUGUAUCGGACGAUAUGGGUAAAUUACGUUUACAGUUUAAAUUGUUCCACAAACCCUUGUUCAGCUGGAAAGGAAGUUAUGUUGUAACUCAGGUUGGUGCUGAACGUCAAGUAUCAUUCGAUAAUGGCAUUGAUGGUUCCGUGGCCGAAGAUUGUUUCUUUGCGAUGCGUGCUUUUUCCCAGGGCUACACUUUCAAUUUCAUCGAAGGUGAAAUGUAUGAAAAAUCACCAUUUACCCUGUUGGAUUUCUUGCAACAGCGUAAACGUUGGCUUCAGGGCAUUCUCCUUGUGGUACACUCGAAAAUAAUACCCCUCAAAUACAAACUAUUGCUGGGUAUCAGCGUUUACUCCUGGGUAACCAUGCCCUUGUCAACCUCAAAUAUUGUAUUUGCUGGACUGUAUCCCAUACCCUGUCCCAAUAUUGUGGAUUUUGUGUGUGCUUUUAUAGCGGCCGUUAAUAUCUACAUGUACGUGUUUGGUGUCAUCAAAUCAUUUUCACUUUACCGUUUUGGUUUAGUGAAAUUUUUAGCCUGCGUUUUGGGUGCCGUCUGUACAAUACCCGUUAAUGUGGUAAUUGAGAAUGUUGCCGUCAUAUGGGGCCUAGUGGGUAAAAAACAUAAAUUCUAUGUUGUGCAAAAAGAUGUACGAGCAUUGGAAACUGUGUAGGUUUAAUGUAACAUAAACACUUGCUAACAAACAAAACAAAAACAAGAAGCAAACAAAAACACAGCCAAAAUGUUGUUGCACAAUGAAAAGCAUAGGUUUUGAAAAUGCUUUUCCUUAUUUUUAAAGAAAAUUGUUAUUUUUUGUGAUAGGAUUUAUAUGUAACAAAUUAACAAAAGCUUGUCUUUUGUAUAAGCAAAAAUAACUUUCCCUUACAUUAUAUGAAGUUUUUUUUUUGUAAGCUAAAGUUAUAAAAACGAUAAAAAAAUUUCUUUUUUUUUUUAGAAAAAAAAAACUAAAAAACGAACCAAAAAGUGUGGCAGUUUGGAAGAUUUUCUUCUGCUUACACAUUAAACUUAAACAAAAACUCAUUGAACAAAUAAUAAUUUUUAGGCUUGGGCUAAUUAAUGAUUAUUACAAAGUUACAAUAACUUCUUAUAAGCUUAAAUUUUUCAUGCUUUUUUUCAAAAAUAGAUUUAAAUAAUCAAUAAAUAGCACUUGCCAAAUAAGAAAAACACAUACACACACAAAAUUUAUUAAAUGUUACAUUCACGCACAUAACUAAAAUCGAAAAUAAGGAGAACACAAACACUUAAAUCACCAAAAAAAAAAAAAACUCUUACACCCUCCUCCUGGUCCAAAAUACAAAAAAGGAUUAUAUUAAUAUAUUUCUAUUUUUAGUAGUAUAUGUAUAAUAUGUUUAGUUUUUUUCCAUUUAAUUUAAAGCUUAAAUUUAUUUACUAUUAUUUAUUAUUCUUUUUUUUUUUUUUUUUUGUUAAAUGUAAAUUUGUUUUGUGUAUUUUUUUUUAUAUUUACAUAUAUAUUUUAAAUACUGGUGGCAUAAGGUUUCAUUUUUGUUAAAACCAGCACCUUGUAAAAAAGAAGAUAUAGCACUCUUUUUUAACUCAUUAUCAUAUAACAUUAUCAUACCUACUCAUCGCUUAAAUGUUUUCUUGGGAAACAAAUUAUUAAUCCAGAGAAUUUCUUUAAGUAUUUAUUAAUAGUAAAUACUAUUUCUUCAGAGACAUUAGUCUUAAAUUAUCGGUUCUUUGAUAAGUUCAAAAACUAUGUUGAAUUAAAUUUAAUUGCUUUGUCGUCAAAAUUUUAAAACGUUACAGUCUUGUCUAUAGACUAGUCUAUAGCCUAUAGUCUUGUCUAUGAUCUAGUCGGUUGUCUGUAGUCUCGUCUAUAGCCUGGUGUAGUCUAUACUCCAGAAUAUAGUCUAGUCUAGAUUAUAGUCUCUAGCCUAUUCUAUAGUCGAGUUUAUAGUCAAGUAUAUUAUAGUCUAGUUUAUAAUCUAGUCUAUUGUCUAGUCUGUAAUCUAGUCUAUAGUAUAGCUGUAGUCUGGUCUAUCGUAUAGACUUUUAAAAUAAAUUCUGUUAGACGCACGAACCAGUAACUGAAAGGAAAUAAAAUUGAAUAGAACUUUCAAAACAAAUAGAAAAACUGAUAUUUACCACAAGACUUGUAACUAAGGAAGUACAUGAUUUUUCUCUGACUAAUAAUUUCUUUCUUUUAUACAUUAUCACAAAAACUUCAUCACAUAAUUUUAAAGAAAAUUCUAAAUAUUUAUUUUUUUGUUAAGAAAAAUUUGUAAUUAUUAAAAAAAAUCUGUAAACAACAUAAUAAAAUCAAAAUAAUAACUAGUACAUGUAUGUAUUUUAUGUAUAAUUUGUUUAUAAUCGAAAAAAAAGAAUUCUGAUAAAAUAUUGGAAAACCCAAAAAGAAAAAAAUAUAUAUACAAUUCUUGAAAAUCAAACAAAACCACAAAGUUUUCUCUUAAUAAAAACAAAUAAGUAGUAAAAAAUAAAAAUAAAAAAAAACCUAAACAAUACCAAGAAGAGUGCUUGAACAGAAGAAAAAAAAAUAUGUAUAAAAUAAGAUGUAAUAAUGAAAACCAUGUUUUCCUGCUUAAAACAAAUUUUUAUACACCUAUGUACUUAUUAAAAGAAAAAUUAUGAGAAAAUAGCAAAACAUUAAACACUUUCACAGGCAAAUAAUCAUCAGCAAAACAAGCAAGCAACUUUAUACAUAAUUUUUUAAAAACAAACGUUACACAAGAAAAAAAAGUAAAAAUUAUGAAUGAAAAAAAUAUGCAAUAUGUAUUUUUAAUUUGCUACACAAUUCAAACUUAAACAUUUGACCUUUGUUUUUUUUUUCAAAUGACUGCUCUUUUUAGCCUCAAAAAGCCUUAUCUAUUUUAUUUAAAAGAAAAGAAAGAAAAACACAUAUGAAUUCAUUUGAAUACUUCAUAAAUUAUAUUGAAAAUGUUUACAUACAUCAAAUACCUUGGUAUGAUAUGAUGAUGUUUUUUGUUCUUACUUUUUUUCUCAUUUUAUUAAUGGGGGUCAAUGAAUGUAUAUGAGAAAUUAAUUUAAAUUCUUUGAUAGACAUGAAAUAACUGAAAAUAAUAAUAAUAAUAAAUAAAAUACACAUACUGAUACACUGAAAUAGUAGAUUUUAAAUGCUUAUAUACUACUAUUUGAGAAGAUAGUUAUUUUUUUUAUUUAAAUUGUCAGACAGUAUUUACCCCGACAGUAGUUGUAAAUACAUAACAGUUUAUUGUCAUAUAUGUAUUUAAAAUACCAAAGUUUUGAAAUCUAUUAUAAAAUUGCAAAUAUAGACUUAAUUAUAAUGGAAAAAAAGUGAUACUGAAUAAAUGCAACAAUAUGUUUUCCGUGUUUGUUGUUUAAAUGGGCUUAUAAUUGAUCUUUAAUUGAUUUUGGUUAAUUGAUCGAUUAUGUUUUCCUAGCGAUGGGGAAAUUUUCGAACUCAAGUUGGUAUUAAUAAAAUAUAAAAUAAUUGGCUUAUAUAUAAAACUAAAAUUAGAUGUUUUUUUUAAUGACCUUCAAAUUUUUCGAACAUAAUUUCGAAAUUUAUUAAGAAUUCGAACAUUUAAUUGAACCUUCAUGAACAUUUUUAAGUUAUUUUCAAAUUCUAUUUUAUGUUUGAAAUUGGAAAAUAUAGGAAAUUGACUACAAAUAAAACUACAAUUAUAGUUUUAUAAAUUCUCAUAGUUUAGAGAUUAUAUUAACAGUUUUAAAAUUGUUUCGCACAUAAGUUCAAAUUUCGAAUAUAAAAAACUUAAGUUUUAAAAUAACAUUGAAAAUAUUAUAAAGAAAAUCAUGAACAUUUUAAAAUCAUUUCCAAAACUUAAAAAUUUCAGAAAUUAAAAAUUUUUAAAGUUUAUUUUUUGAAAAUAUUUUCAUAAAAAUUUAGAUUUUCUUUGCAAAAUUGGCUCACAAAAACAUUUUACAAAAAAAUAUACAUUUUUUUAAUGAGGUUUCAAUAAUUUAAUGAAAAGUUAGCCGAUUUUACUCCUGUAAUGUGAUAUUUAGCAGGUCUAGCAAAAAUAUUACAUACAGUUUUUAAACUUUUCUAUUAUUAUUAAUUGAAAGCAUGGUAUAAAACUAUUAUUUUUAAUCAUGUUUGAAAGUUAAAAAAAAGCAACACAAAUUUAUUACUAUUAAAAGUUGCGAAACAUUUGAAAUAUUAUAAAGAUUCGAGUAGUUUUCAUUCAAACAUAGCAAAUACAGAUUGAUAAAUUAAUGCAAUUCUGUGUAUUUUGAAAAUUAAACAAAAUGCAUUAGCAAUUAAGGAAACGAAAUACUGAUACAAAUUGGUUGGUUAUAAAGUCCUUUCAAAGUCAAAUAUAAUCGAAAAGACUGUUACGAACUACAACACUUGAAAAUUUAACAAGAAUAUAAUAAUACUGCUUAAUUACCAUGAAAUUUUAAGCCCUUAAAUGAAGGUAAUAAUAAAUUAACAGCUCACAGACACUUAAGUAUUGUCGUAAGGACUAUAACAGAUUACUACUCUUGUAAUUUUGCAAGAUUUUUAUAAGCAAUAAGGUAAUUUAGAUGAAAGUGUGGAGAAAUUUUUUGAUUUAGUUUCAAAAAUUACUAAAAUUAUGCAAUCUCUACAAUGAAAACAUAGAAAAAAUACAAUUUUUUGAAAAAAAAAAAAAAAAAAAACACUGGAUACACACUUGUAAGUCUUGCAAAUAAACUCGUACACAGCAUAUUGUAGGAGAUACAAACUGCACAUAAUUACAAGUAGAAAUUUUCGAAUUUUGUCAGAUUCAAAACAAGCAGUAUAUACAAAACAUUUUUCCCACUAAUUUAGUUUAAAAUUUAUAAUUAAGCUUCACAACUAUGAAACAUUUUCUAAUAUUUGCAAUUUUUUUUAAGUUUGACUUUUAUAAAAGCCUUAAAUAAAAAAUCAACUAGUCUAAGCUUUAAAUUCUUAAAAACUGGUUAAGGUUUUCAUAACCGUACAAAAAAAUUAAAAGAAAACAGACGGUAAUAUAUCGUCAUGAUAUUAAUAACCAGAUAUUAAAAAAACUAACAACUGAAAUACUGAAAUCUUAAAAAAAUUGUUUUAAUUUAUUAAUAUAAUGAAACACAAUAAAGUCAAAAACAAUUUAUCUUUCUAAUUUGUAAAUUAAAAAAUACAUACAGAAAUACAAUUAUAACUUAUUUUUUUAAGUUUUUCUAUAUAAGUUAUUUUUAUUUUUUUUUAAUAUAAAAUAAUAAAUUUUGAAAGAAAAAACAGUA
Messenger RNA from Lucilia sericata (common green bottle fly), 7292 nucleotides. Its product is annotated as beta-1,4-mannosyltransferase egh. Gene Ontology annotation, cellular component: cytoplasm. The coding region runs from base 1366 to 2739 and encodes 457 amino acids. The transcript is spliced from 3 exons. Gene Ontology annotation, molecular function: beta-1,4-mannosyltransferase activity. The record is from RefSeq and is a predicted model, not a curated record. Lineage: Eukaryota; Metazoa; Arthropoda; Insecta; Diptera; Calliphoridae.